AUGCCGGGCACCCCCUCCACCCAGUCCGGCGGCGGCCCACAGCGCGCCCCACUGAUGCGCCGCGAAAGCAGCCAGACGUCGCACAGCUCGAGAAACAACGUCGCAUCCCCCGGCUCCGGCGAGCACCCCCUCCGCGGCCACGCCGUCAAGCCCGCCGCGCGCCACAAAGGCGUCAUCCUCCCGCGCAACCACUCCAGCGCCCGCAACCUCCAGAAGCUAAAUCGCCCGGCGCAAGCGCAUCAUCACGCCGCCGAGGAAGGGCGCAGGAGGCAGCGGUCGCAUGAGGGGGAUACGGAGAUACGGCUACCGGGGAGUCUGGACGAGAGCAGGCCGCCGCCGAUGAGGAGGAAUAUGACGGCGUAUCAGUUACCGAGGAACACGUCGCAUUCGAAGUUGAAGAAGAACCUGUCGCAUGGGCAGCUCACGCGAUUAGGGUCGACGAAGAAUCUCGCCGGGUUGACGGCAAAGGGACCGCCGUCGCCGGGUUUGAAGGCGAGGAAGAAGAGGCCUAAGUCGGAGGACUUUAGCCAUAUGGAGAAGGACUUGCAUGAGCAGGAGGUCGAGCUUGCGCGGCAGCGGCAUGAGCGGAAGGGGAGUGGUGGGAAGAAAGUUGGGUUCGCGGUGGGGAGUGACGAAGGUGAUAGCGAAGGGGAGGGUUUGACUGAGCAGAUGGAGGGCAGUGGGCUGCAGGAGGACGACUGGACCGAUCAGAGCGCCAGCGCGAGUCCGUAUAGCACGAGGCAGAACACGGCGAACAAUUCGAGGAGAACGAGCAUGAUUCUGGAUAAGCCGCCUGAUAAGGCGCAUUCGCCGUUGAAGGCGGUCACGAAUCAAAAGGAGAGAGAGGAGAGCACGUAUACGGAGUCAGGUCUGGCGACGGAAUCGAGACCGGGCUUGCAGCAGGGCGAGGUAUUGGAGCAGAAUGGAGCGAGCGAGAGUAAACCUGCGAAUGGGGUGGAGGAUGACGAGGAAGAUGAGGACGAGGAUGAUGAAGAAGAUGCUGACAAGGACAGCGAAGACGAAGACGAAGACGAGGAGGAAGACGACCCGCCGAGCCCACGAAGCAUGCCACAGGUGAUGAAGCGAGGUGAGGUUCCAGCAGAGACCUCACCUCCCGUCCCAGAAAGUGCAAAAGUCAUGCAGAGGUCACCUCUACACGCCGCGAAAGAUCACCCCAGUCCCGCGACGCAACGCAUACUAAGUCGAGGCCCAUCGCAUAAUCCAGCGCCAGCUCUUGUUAGCAACGUCAGUGCGAUGGAUGUUGCGCAUAGCACUCAGCCUUCACCCGCACCGUCUAUGAGAUCGUCGAGAUCAAAUAUCGGCGAAGGCAGCGUCGAGCAAGACUCUGGGGAGUUGGUCUCACGCUUCCUUCCCAGUGCUUCUCACCCAUCCACCGGAAGUGGUGGCAAUACGGCCAUGAAUACACCAAAGACCAGCAACUUCCACACACCUGAGAACGAAAGCGUUCUCUCCUCCCAACAACUCGAUGGAUCACGCUCUCGACUUCACCUCGGCGCCAUAAGCCCCGGUUCCUACUCCGGCUCCUCUGGCGCAGCGACGCCCUCAACAGCCCGGUCCCGCACCGAACUCCGCAUGAUGAACGACAAAGCCAUGGCCGACCGUGAGGACCAAGCCCGCCUCAACCCCGUCAUCCCCGCCCACGUCUUCGACCGGCGCAACGAAACCCUCAAAUGGCAGAACGUCGAAGAUGGCCCUGCAGCCAACACCGCGCCCAUGACCCCGGACCUCUUCCAGGGCCGCUUCAAAGCCAUCAACACCGAGUUGAAAGUCGUCCAGCGCUUCCGUGACCCCAUCGCCGAAUCCAUGGCUCGUCUGAAACACCAGCAAGGCGCGCGCUUCGCACAGCUCCGCGGGCACAAGCCUGCCUCACAAGCCCAGCAGACGCCUUCAGCACAGAUGGCGAUCAAUCGCUCUGCAUCCCAGCGCGCGAAGGGAAAGCAGCCUCAAUCAAGCAAUCUCUCCACCUCAGCAUCCCCGCCCAAAUAUUCCACCAGCCCCGCUAAGCCGGCGCUCGCAGGGUCGAAGAGCACGACGCAGUUGCCGCGGAAGGCGGAGGCGAGACGUGGUAGAGUCACGUUUUCGGAGACGCCGCCGGAGGUCGGGGAGGCUGCGGAGAGGGAUGCGGGGAUGGGGGCGGAUGCGGUAGCGAGGGCGAUGUGGGGGGCGUUGUACGCAUCGACAGAGGGGUGA
Molecule: messenger RNA, 2211 nt
Organism: Saxophila tyrrhenica
Lineage: Eukaryota; Fungi; Ascomycota; Dothideomycetes; Mycosphaerellales; Extremaceae
Exons: 1
Coding region: 1-2211 (736 amino acids)
Source: RefSeq, a predicted model, not a curated record